This is a messenger RNA of Alternaria postmessia, 939 nucleotides long. RefSeq lists its product as uncharacterized. The record is from RefSeq and is a predicted model, not a curated record. Lineage: Eukaryota; Fungi; Ascomycota; Dothideomycetes; Pleosporales; Pleosporaceae. The transcript is spliced from 3 exons. The coding region runs from base 1 to 939 and encodes 312 amino acids.
AUGCUGUGUAUAAUCUGCUCGGAUCAAGACAGUAAUUGCAUUCUUCGGCGGCUCCCCAGAUACGACAUCUUCGGGGAUCGCUCAAACCUUUCAGCCCAAACUGCUGUGACCGAGUUCAUCUGUGUGAACGGCACUCAGAUUGCCUACCGCAAGAUUGGCAAACCAUCGGAGACUCCCCUUGUCUACAUAACCCACUUCCGCGGGAGCAUGGAUACUACUGAUCCUCUGCUUAUCAAUACUAUUGCGCAAAAUCGCCAGGUCAUCAUCUACGAUAACGUUGGGAUUGGUCACAGCGACGGCACUGUUCCCGACUCUAUUGAGGCUAUGACAGACACGACUGUGGACUUCCUUUCUGCUAUCAACGUAACGAAAGCUGAUAUCCUUGGGUUUUCCAUGGGCGGCUACAUAGCUCAAGCCAUCGGUAUGGACUAUCCUCAGCUAGUGAACAAGCUGGUAUUAGCCGGAGUGGGACCUGGUGCUGGACCGGACGUGUUUGAGACGGAUCGAAACGCUGCUCAGGGUCCCGGUGGGGAACCAGACCGAGCUCCAACUGAAGACUACAUGCUUGGAGUUUUCUUCUAUCCUUCAAACACUAGUCUCGCUAAGGGCAGAGGAUGGUGGCAGCGGGCCUUCGAACGCAAUGUGGAAGGUGAAGAGAGGAAGGAUUUCUUGGUUGGAGUGGGGGUGGGAGCACAAGGAGUCGCUAUCGGCAAGUUUUCGGCUGAUUCCAAGCGUUAUGAGGGACUCAACAGGAUUGACGCGCCAGUACUGGUAACUAAUGGCCAUACAGACAGAUUGAUGGGGACUGGUAAUAGCUUUGUCCUUUCGCAGCAGCUGCCUUCCGCCAAGUUGAUUGUAUUCCCUGAUUCAGCCCAUGGUCAACUCUUCGAAGACCCCAUCGAAUACGGCUCGUUGCUCGAUAUUUUCUUGGGUAACUGA